AUGAAGGAAAAGGCAGAGACAGCUGGGAUCCCUGAGAGCACCUUUUACCCCUUGAAGAUACCACCAUUGGGGGCGUCAGGUGGAGGAAAGUGUAAGAGUAACUUUCUGGGCAAGAAGACGCUCACCCGCCUUCUCCCAACAGAUCUCCGUGUGACCGAAAGGCAGUGGCGAGCAGUGGAUGUGGUCUUAGACUGCUUCUUGGUGAAGGACAGUGGGCGUCGUGGAACUUUUGCCAGUAACGAGAACAGGGCCAAGGCCUUGCUCGUGCUGAAGCAGGUGUCUGUACUGGAUGAUGGCUCCUUGGAAGGCUUCACAGAUUUCCAACAGGGCUCUGCAGCCCAAGAAGACCCACCUGUCAUCUUCGAGGCCUCAGUGGACUUGGUGCAGAUUCCCCAGGCUGAGGCCUUGCUCCAUGCUGACUGCAACGGGAAGGAGGUGACCUGUGAGAUCUCUCACUACCUUCUCCAGGCCAGACAAGAGGCCCCUGGUGAGACAGCAGCUUGGUUCAUCACCAAUGUGCAGGUGUCCGGAGGGGGGCCUAGUGUGUCCAUGGUGAUGAAGACCGUAGGAGAUGCCUGGCCCUCCAUGCUGAACCUGCCCCUCAGCCCUCAGGACACUGUGCAGACUACAGUGGAGUUCCUGGUGACAACACAGACCCCAUCCCUGAAUUUCCUGCUGGGGGCCUCAGCCUCCCUGCACUGUGGCAUCUCCAUGGCACCAGGCUUGGACCUCAUCAAUGUGGAGUGGCGUCUGCAGCACAAGGGCAGUGGCCAUCUGGUGCACAGCUGGACCAUGGGACAGGGGCAAGCCAUGCGGGAGGGCGCUACCCUGGAUCUUGAGCAGCUCCGCCUGGCUGGCAAUGCCUCACUCAUCCUACCCAGCCUCACUCCAAAGGAUGAGGGCUCCUAUAUCUGCCAGGUCACCACCUCUCAAUACCGCACUCAGCAAAUUGUCCAGCUCAGUGUCCAAGCUUCCCCAAAAAUACGAAUGAAUUUGGUAAAUGAAGCUCAGCCACCCACCCUCAUCUGCAACAUUAAUGGCUAUUAUCCUCUGGAUGUGGCUGUGACGUGGGCCCGAGAGGAGCUGGGUGGAACCCCAGUCGAAAUCUCUGGGGCUUCCUUCUCCAGCCUGAGGCAAAGCACAGCUGGCACCUAUAGCAUCUCCUCCUUCCUAACGGCAGAACCUGGCUCUGCAGGUGCCACUUACACCUGCCAGGUCGCCCACAUCUCCCUGGAAGAGCCCCUAAGUGCCAGCACCUGGGUUGCCCCACCAGAGAGAAGGACCUUUGGAUUCCUCUUUGCCAGCAGCCUCUUCCUUCUUGCACUGUUGUUCCUGGGGCUUCAGUGGCGAUAA
Molecule: messenger RNA, 1353 nt
Organism: Elephantulus edwardii (Cape elephant shrew)
Lineage: Eukaryota; Metazoa; Chordata; Mammalia; Macroscelidea; Macroscelididae
Gene: TAPBPL
Product: TAP binding protein-like
Exons: 5
Coding region: 1-1353 (450 amino acids)
Source: RefSeq, a predicted model, not a curated record